Messenger RNA from Dipodomys ordii (Ord's kangaroo rat), 616 nucleotides. It is a transcript of the gene Cda, whose product is annotated as cytidine deaminase. Gene Ontology annotation, cellular component: cytosol. Gene Ontology annotation, molecular function: cytidine deaminase activity; zinc ion binding. Lineage: Eukaryota; Metazoa; Chordata; Mammalia; Rodentia; Heteromyidae. Bases 1 to 498 code for a protein of 165 amino acids. The record is from RefSeq and is a predicted model, not a curated record. The transcript has 4 exons.
AUGAGAGGAGACCAGGGCAACUUGCUGCCACCAGAUGGCAGGCUGGUCCUCAUGAUCGGGUCCAGCCCAGUGUUGUCCCAGCCCAGGUCCCGGGUCAGGCACAGGGACACACCCCGGGGGCGGAGCCACCUCCUCGGGGCCAGCUCAGGCCAGCAGCUCCCGCUUCUGCUCAUCCGUCCCCUGGACCGACAUGGCCCUGGAGCCCGAGCACGUCCAGCGGCUUCUGCUGUCCUCCCGCGAGGCCAAGAAGUCAGCCUACUGUCCCUACAGCCACUUCCCUGUGGGGGCCGCUCUGCUCACCCGCGAUGGGAGGGUCUUCUCUGUGACCUGCAAGAUGACUUCAUCUCACCAUGUGGAGGCUGCAGGCAAGUCAUGAGAGAGUUUGGCAGUGACUGGGCCGUGUACAUGACCAAGCCGGAUGGUACCUAUGUUGUCAGGACAGUUCAGGAGCUGCUGCCAGCCUCUUUUGGGCCAGAAGACCUGCAGAAGACCCACUGAUGGAUGGCCAGAGAACACCCACUGCCCUGGAGAGCCUGGGUUCUCCCAAGGCCUGGAAGAGAUAGCCCUCAGAAACACCAUAAAGCCUGGGGUCAUCUGACAAAUGCAAUUCAACCCU